AUGGCCCUGCCCCUGGCCCAGGACGUGCGGCUGGAGUACUUGGAGGUGGUGGCCGGCACCAUCCUCAAGUUCAAGGCCGACAGAUGGAACAAGAUGCUGAGCAUGGAGGAGAAUACGGUGCUCUUCACCGACUUCCUGGAGAAGCCGGACGUGCAGGUGCUGGUGCUGACGCUCAACCAGUCCGGCCUGAUCGUGCCCUGCCUGGGCUUCCCCGCCAGCCUCAAGACCAAGGGCGUCUACUUCCUCAAGAAGGCGCCCCAGAACUUGCGCAAGGACAGCUUCAAGGAGCAGCUGCUCUUCGGGGACAUCAGCCCCUCGCCCGUGGAGCAGCUCAUCGCCGUGGUGGAGGAGGUCCUCUACUCGCUGCUGAACCAGAGCGAGAACACAAGCGGCUGGCCCAAGGUGGUCUCGGAGGACAUCGUGAAGCAGGCCCACCGGCUCAAGAACGAGAUGUUCGUGAUGGGGGGCAAGGUGAAGGGGAAGACGCUGCUGCCCAUCCCCGAGCAUCUGGAGAGCCUGGACGGGACCCUGGAGUCCCUGGAGCGGGUCCCCUCCACCCUGGACAACUCGCUGCUCCACUCCAUCGAGACCAUCAUCAUCGACUGGUCCCACCAGAUCCGGGACGUGCUGAGCAAGGACUCGGCGCAGAUGCUGCUCGAGGGGGUCCACCCGCUGCCGAGCAUCGAGUUUGAGUUCUGGGACUCGCGCCUCAUGAACCUCAAGUGCAUCCACGAGCAGCUCAACCGGCCCAAAGUCAACAAGAUAGUUGAGAUUCUAGAGAAAGCCAAAAGCUGUUACUGGCCGGCCCUGCAAAACGUCUAUCUCAACGUCACCGAGGGCCUCAAAGAAGCCAAUGAUAUAGUUUUGUACCUGAAACCGCUGCGCUUCUUGCUGGAAGAGAUGGAGCAAAUGGACUUCAGUAGUGUCCCCACCUUCAUCACCAAGGUGCUGUUCACCAUCUGCUUCAUCUGGGCCAACUCGGAGCACUACAACACGCCGUCUCGGAUCAUCGUGAUCCUGCAGGAGUUUUGUAAUCUGCUCAUCGACACGACCCGCAACUUUCUGGGCCCUGACGAGGUGCUGAAGGGGCUGCAGGGCGAGAUCGAAGAGGUACUGGCGGGCAUUUCGAAGUCGGUGAGAGUGCUUGAGGGCCUGUACCACACCUACAACUACUGCUGCGCCAACAUGGGGCUCUUCUUUAAGGACAAGGACCCCGUGCCCUGGGAAUUCCCUUCUUCCCUGGCCUUUUCCAGGAUGAAUUCCUUCUUUCAUCGAGUGCAGACCAUCGAGAGUCUCUAUAAAACAGCGAUUGAGUUCCUGAAACUGGAGAAGAUCGAAUUGGGUGGGGUGAGGGGGAACAUCCUGGGCAGAGCCGUCACGCAGAUUUACGACGAGGUCUUCGAGCUGGUGAAGGUGUUUGCCGAGUGCAAAUAUGACCCCCUGGACCCGGGAGACCCGAGUUUUGAUGAAGAUUAUGCCGACUUUGAGACCAAAAUCAAGGACCUGGACCACAGACUGGCCACGCUCUUCUGCCAGGGGUUUGACGACUGCUGUUCCAUCGAGUGCUGCUCCAAGGCAUGUGGGAAAAUUCUGUACAUGUGCGGAGGCCUCCUGGAGCGCCCCCUGAUCCUCACCGAGGUGGUACCCCGCUACUCAGUGAUGCUUAACAUGCUCAACACGGAGCUGGACAACGCCAAGAUCCUGUACGACGCCCAGGUGGACGCCUCGGCCACGGGCAACAUCCCCCCCAUCCACAAGAACAUGCCCCCCAUGGCCGGGCAGCUCAAGUGGAGCCUGGAGAUGCAGGAGAGGCUGGAGGCCCCCAUGAGGGACAUUAAGGCCAUUGACCACCCGGCCAUGUCCAGCGUGGAGGCGAAGCUCGUGUACAACAAGUACGAGGAGAUGCUGGCGCUGCUGCAGCUGUACCGCGAGGGCGCCUACGCGCAGUGGGUGGAGCGCGUGGACGCCGACUGCCACUUCAACCUGGGCCAGCCCCUCAUCCAGCGAGACCCCGCCACCAGGCUCAUCCGCGUCAACUUCAGCAAGGCGCUGGUGGCGGUGCUGCGCGAGGUGAAGUACCUGGUGUCACAGCAGCAGAAGGAGAUUCCCCUCAGCGCCGAGGGCCUCUAUGUCCAGAAAGAGACUUUCCGGAAGUUCGUGGGCAACCUGGAGCUCAUUGUCAGCUGGUACAACGAGAUAAACAACACGGUGAUCGGGGUGGAGUAUCCGCUCAUCAAGGCCGAGCUGGAGGCCAUCGACGUGAAGCUGCUGAGUGCCGAGACCACGCUCUUCUGGAACGGGGAAGGUGUCUUUGAGUACAUUCAAGAGAUGCGGGAAAUUCUAUACACCUUGCAGAACAGGGUGCAGAAGGCCAAGCAGAACAUCGAGGGGAUUUCUCAGGCCAUGCAGGAGUGGGCGGCGAACCCCCUGUUCGAGAGGAAGGACGGCAAGAAGGAGGCACUGCUGGACCUGGACGGGAGGGUCGUGAACCUCACCAAACGCUACAUGGCCAUCAAGGAAGCCGGCGUGCGGAUCCAGGCCAUGGUGCAGGAAAACGCAGGGCUGUUCCGGGCAGACACAGUGUCGGCAUCCUGGAAGGAGUAUGUGGGCUACAUCGACAGCAUGGUCCUGGAAGGCCUGGACUCCUUCAUUCGCAAGUCCCUCAGCUACCUCAACGACAACAUGGCCUUUCAUGAGGGCAUGUCACCGCUGUUCGAGGUCCGCAUGGAGCUGGGCGAAGAAGGCCUGACCUUCAACCCGUCGCUGGAGGUGGGCGCCAACCAGGGCUUCCUGGAGCUUUUGGAGGGUCUGGUCAAUGACAUCUACAAUGCUGCCAAGCUCAUCCCACGACUGGCCAAGGGCAAGUUCAGCUACAAGACAGACCUGGAGGACCUCACAGACCUCAUUGACAUACGGGAGGAGCUGUCCAACCUGGUGCUGAGCGCCAUGAAGGAGGCCGAGGAGUACCAAGACUCGCUGGAAAAGUACUCAUACCUGUGGCUGGAUGACCCGCAGGAGUUCAUGAGAAAUUUCCUCACCUAUGGGCGUGCUGUGACGGCUGAGGAGCUGGAGGGCCGGCCCGAGGACAGCAUCCCCAAGUCGCCGCCCACCCUGAAUCAGUUCCAGGAGCAGAUCGACUCGUACGAGAAGAUCUAUGAGGAAGUGUCCAAGUUAGAGAACACCAAGGUUUUCCAUGGCUGGCUGCAGAGCGACUGCCGGCCCUUCAAGCACGCUCUGCUCAACACCAUCCGCCGCUGGAGCCUCAUGUUUAAGCAGCAUCUCAGCGACCAUGUCACCAACAGCCUUGCGGACUUGGAGAACUUCAUGAAGGUGGCCCGGGCGGGCCUGAAGAAGCCCAUCAAGGAGGGUGACUAUGACGGGUUAGUGGAGGUCAUGGGUCACCUGAUGAAGGUCAAGGAGAGGCAGGUGGCCACAGACCACAUGUUCGAGCCACUGAAACAGACCAUCGAGCUGCUGAAAACCUAUGGGGAGGACAUGCCCGAGGAGGUGCACUUGAAGCUGCAGGAGCUGCCUGAGCAGUGGACGACCACCAAGAAGCUGGCCAUCCAGGUGAAGCAGAACGUGGCGCCGCUGCAGGCCAACGAGGUCAGCAUCCUCAGGCGCAAGUGUCAGCAAUUCGAGGUGAAGCAGCAGGAGUUCCGAGAGAAGUUCCGGGAGGAAGCCCCCUUCUCCUUCAGCAGCCCCGAGCCCUACAAGGCCCUGAACAAGCAACAAAAGAGCAUCGCAGCCAUGAAGAGCAGCAUGGAGGCGCUGCUCAAGUCAGGGAGUCUUUUCGAGGUGUCUGUCCCUGACUACAAGCAGCUCAAAGCCUGCCACAAGGAGAUCUGCAUGCUGAAGGAGCUAUGGGACAUGAUCGUGCUGGUCAACACGAGCAUCGAGGACUGGAAGACCACCAAGUGGAAGGACAUCAACGUGGAACAGAUGGACAUCGACUGCAAGAAGUUCGCAAAGGAUGUGCGCUCCCUGGACAAGGAGAUGAAGACCUGGGACGCUUUCGUGGGGCUGGAUAACACUGUGAAGAACAUGCUGACAUCGCUGCGGGCUGUGAGCGAGCUGCAGAACCCUGCCAUCCGCGAGCGCCACUGGCAGCAGCUCAUGCAGGCCACACAGGUGAAGUUUGAAAUGUCUGACGAGACCACCCUGGCCGACCUGCUGCAGCUCAACCUGCACCGUUACGAGGACGAGGUCCGCGGCAUCGUGGACAAGGCGGUGAAGGAGUCAGGCAUGGAGAAGGUGCUGAAGGCCCUGGACAGCACCUGGUCCACCAUGGUGUUUGAACACGAGGUGCACCCCCGCACCGGUGUCACCAUACUCAAGUCAGAUGAGGUGCUUGUGGAGACGCUGGAGGACAACCAGGUGCAGCUGCAGAACCUCAUGAUGUCCAAAUACCUGUCGCACUUCCUGAAGGAGGUGACGAGCUGGCAGCAGAAGCUGUCGACAGCCGACUCGGUCAUCUCCAUCUGGUUCGAGGUGCAGCGGACCUGGAGCCACCUUGAGAGCAUCUUUAUCGGCUCCGAGGACAUCCGCAUGCAGUUGCCCGAAGACUCCCGUCUCUUUGACAACAUCGACAGAGAAUUCAAGGCACUGAUGGAAGAUGCGGUGAAGACCCCCAAUGUGGUGGAGGCCACCAACAAACCGGGGCUCUUUAACCAGCUAGAGAACCUGAAGAAGAGCUUGGCUGUGUGUGAGAAAGCAUUGGCUGAGUACUUGGAGACGAAGCGUUUGGCCUUCCCCAGGUUCUAUUUUGUGUCUUCUGCUGACCUCCUGGACAUCUUGUCCAAUGGCAAUGACCCGGUGGAGGUGAGCCGCCACCUGUCCAAGCUCUUCGACAGCCUGUGUAAGCUGAAGUUCCAGCUGGGGCCCGAUGGCAAGGCUCUCAAGACAGGGCUUGGCAUGUACAGCAAGGAGGACGAGUAUGUGGCCUUCGACCAGGACUGCGACCUCUCGGGGCAGGUGGAGGUCUGGCUGAACCGAGUGCUAGACCGGAUGUGUGCUACGCUGCGCCAUGAGAUCCCAGAAGCCGUGGUGACAUAUGAGGAGAAGCCUCGAGAGCAGUGGAUCUUCGAUUACCCGGCCCAGAUCGCGCUCACAUGCACGCAGAUCUGGUGGACUACAGAGGUGGGCCUGGCGUUUGCCAGGUUGGAGGAGGGUUAUGAAAACGCAAUCAAAGACUACAACAAAAAGCAGAUCAGCCAGCUGAAUGCGCUCAUCACGCUGCUCAUCGGGAGCCUGAGCCCGGGUGACAGGAUGAAAAUCAUGACCAUCUGCACCAUCGACGUGCACGCUCGGGAUGUGGUGGCCAAGAUGAUCGUCGGGAAGGUGGAGAGCUCGCAGGCCUUCACGUGGCAGUCGCAGCUGCGGCACCGCUGGGACGAGGAGAAGCGCCACUGCUUCGCCAACAUUUGCGACGCGCAGAUCCUGUACUCCUACGAGUACCUGGGCAACACGCCACGCCUCGUCAUCACCCCACUCACCGACAGAUGCUACAUCACCCUCACCCAGUCGCUCCACCUGAUCAUGGGGGGCGCCCCCGCGGGUCCCGCUGGGACAGGCAAGACAGAGACCACUAAGGACCUGGGCCGAGCACUGGGCACCAUGGUGUAUGUCUUCAACUGCUCCGAGCAGAUGGACUACAAGUCCUGCGGGAACAUCUACAAGGGCCUGGCCCAGACAGGAGCCUGGGGCUGCUUCGAUGAGUUCAACCGCAUCUCGGUGGAAGUGCUGUCGGUGAUCGCAGUGCAGGUGAAAUGCGUCCAGGACGCCAUCCGGGCCAAGAAGAAGACGUUCAACUUCCUGGGCGAGAUGAUCAGCCUCAUCCCCUCCGUGGGCAUCUUCAUCACCAUGAACCCCGGCUAUGCCGGCCGCACCGAGCUCCCAGAGAACCUCAAGGCGCUGUUCAGGCCCUGCGCCAUGGUCGUACCCGACUUUGAGCUCAUCUGCGAGAUCAUGCUGGUGGCUGAGGGCUUCCUGGACGCGCGUCUCCUGGCCAGGAAGUUCAUCACCCUCUACACCUUGUGCAAGGAGCUGCUGUCCAAGCAGGAUCACUACGACUGGGGUCUGCGGGCCAUCAAGUCUGUGCUGGUGGUGGCCGGCUCCCUGAAGAGGGGGGACCCCAACCGGGCAGAGGACCAGGUGCUCAUGCGGGCGCUCAGGGACUUCAACAUUCCCAAGAUCGUGACCGACGACCUGCCCGUGUUCAUGGGGCUCAUUGGGGACCUUUUCCCAGCCCUGGACGUGCCCCGCAAGCGGGACCUGAACUUCGAGAAGGUCAUCAAGCAGAGCGUGGUGGAGCUGCGGCUGCAGGCCGAGGACAGCUUUGUGCUCAAGGUGGUGCAGCUGGAGGAACUGCUGCAAGUGCGACACUCAGUCUUCAUCAUCGGCAACGCCGGCAGCGGCAAGUCCCAGGUCCUCAAGUCACUGAACAAGACCUACCAGAACAUGAAAAGAAAGCCGGUGGCCAUUGACCUAGACCCCAAGGCUGUCACCUGUGACGAACUUUUCGGCAUCAUCAACCCGGCCACCAGGGAGUGGAAAGAUGGCCUCUUCUCCACCAUCAUGCGGGACCUGGCCAACAUCACCCACGAUGGCCCCAAGUGGAUCGUGCUGGACGGGGACAUAGACCCCAUGUGGAUCGAAUCCCUCAACACUGUCAUGGAUGACAACAAGGUGCUCACGUUGGCCAGCAACGAGCGGAUCCCCCUGAACCGCACCAUGAGGCUCGUGUUUGAGAUCAGCCACCUUCGAACUGCCACACCAGCCACCGUGUCGCGCGCAGGGAUUCUCUACAUCAACCCCGCCGACCUAGGCUGGAACCCGGUGGUGAGCAGCUGGAUCGAGAGGCGCAAAGUGCAGUCGGAAAAGGCCAACCUGAUGAUCCUCUUCGACAAGUACCUGCCCACCUGCCUAGACAAAUUGCGCGUGGGCUUCAAGAAGAUCACACCGGUGCCCGAAAUCACCACCAUCCAGACGCUGCUCUACCUGCUCGAGUGUCUCCUCACUGAGACCACUGUGACGCCCGACUCUCCCAAGGAGCUCUACGAGCUCUACUUUGUCUUUGCCUGCUUCUGGGCCUUUGGCGGAGCCAUGUUCCAGGACCAGCUCAUAGACUACCGGGUAGAAUUCAGCCGCUGGUGGGUGAACGAGUUUCGCAGCAUCAAGUUCCCGUCGCAAGGCAGCAUGUUUGACUACUACAUUGACCCCGACACCAAGAAGUUCCUGCCCUGGACCGACAAGGUGCCCAGCUUCGAACUGGACCCCGACAUCCCGCUACAGGCCUCCCUCGUGCACACCACAGAGACCAUCCGUAUCCGCUACUUCAUGGAUCUGCUCAUGGAAAAGGGGUGGCCCGUCAUGCUGGUAGGCAAUGCGGGCACUGGGAAGUCAGUGCUGAUGGGGGACAAGCUGGCCAGCCUCAGCUCCGACGAGUACCUGGUACAGGCUGUGCCCUUCAACUUCUACACCACCUCUGCCAUGCUGCAGGGGGUCCUGGAGAAGCCCCUGGAGAAGAAGUCAGGGCGUAACUAUGGGCCCCCCGGCACCAAGAAGCUCAUCUACUUCAUCGACGACAUGAACAUGCCAGAGGUGGACAAAUAUGGCACCGUGGCGCCCCACACGCUUAUCCGCCAGCACAUGGACCACGGGCAUUGGUACGACAGGCAGAAGCUGACACUGAAGGAUGUACACAACUGUCAGUACGUGGCCUGCAUGAACCCCACGUCGGGCUCCUUCACCAUCGACCCCCGGCUCCAGAGGCAUUUCUGCGUGUUUGCCGUCAGCUUCCCAGGCCAGGAGGCGCUCACAACCAUCUACAACACCAUCCUGAGCCAGCACCUGUCCUACCGUUCCGUCCCCAUGGUCGUGCAGCGGCUAAGUGGCCAGCUGGUGGCCUCGGCUCUAGCCCUUCACCAGAAAGUCACGACCACCUUCCUCCCCACGGCCAUCAAGUUCCACUACAUCUUCAACCUCAGGGAUCUCUCCAACAUCUUCCAGGGCAUCUUGUUCUCCACCAUAGAGAUUCUGAGGAGCCCCCUGGAACUGGUCCGCCUCUGGCUCCACGAAUCCGAGCGUGUGUACGGCGACAAGAUGGUGGAUGACAAAGACCAGGAGACCCUGCGCCGGGUCACCAUGGCCUCCACCAAGAAGUUCUUCGAUGACCUCGGGGAAGAGAACCUGUUUGCCAAACCCAACAUGUAUUGCCACUUCGCACAAGGCGUCGGAGACUCCAAGUACUUCGUGGUGAGCGACGUGGCGUUCUUGAACAAGAUCCUUGUGGACGCCCUGGACAGCUACAACGAGGUCAACGCCGUCAUGAACUUGGUACUGUUCGAAGACGCGGUGGCUCACGUCUGCCGCAUCAACCGCAUCCUGGAGGCGCCACGCGGCAACGCCCUGCUGGUGGGUGUGGGCGGCAGUGGCAAGCAAAGCCUGUCCCGCCUGGCUGCCUACAUCAGCGCCCUCGACGUCUUCCAGAUCACCCUCAAGAAGGGCUACGCCAUCCCCGACCUUAAGCUGGACCUGGCGAGCCAGUACAUCAAGGCGGCGGUGAAGAACGUGCCCUCGGUGUUCCUGAUGACCGACUCACAGGUGGCCGAGGAGCAGUUCCUGGUGCUGAUCAACGACCUGCUGGCCUCAGGCGAGAUCCCGGGGCUGUUCUCGGAUGACGAGGUAGAAAACAUCAUCGCCUCCAUGCGGCCACAGGUCAAGUCGCAGGGCCUCACCGACACGCGUGAAGCCUGCUGGAAGUUCUUCAUCGACAAAGUGCGCCGACAGCUCAAGGUGAUUCUGUGUUUCUCCCCGGUGGGCUCCGUCCUGCGUGUGCGUGCAAGAAAGUUCCCCGCCGUGGUCAACUGCACGGCCAUCGACUGGUUUCGAGAGUGGCCAGAAGAAGCACUGGUGUCAGUCAGUGGCCGCUUCCUGGAGGAGACGGAGGGCAUUCAGCCGGAAGUCAAGCACUCCAUCAGCCUCUUCAUGUCCUACGUGCACACGACGGUCAACGAGAUGUCCAAAGUGUACCUGGCCACCGAGCGCCGCUACAACUACACCACGCCCAAGACCUUCCUGGAGCAGAUCAAGCUCUACCAGAACCUGCUGUACAAGAAGCAGCUGGAGCUAGUGGCCAAGAUCGAGCGGCUGGAGAAUGGCCUAAUGAAGCUACAGAGCACGGCGUCGCAGGUGGAUGACCUGAAGGCCACACUAGCGAUCCAGGAAGCUCAGCUGAAGCAGAAGAACGAGAAUGCAGACAAAUUGAUCCAGGUAGUGGGCGUGGAGACGGAGAAAGUCAGCAAGGAGAAGGCCGUGGCCGACGAGGAGGAGAUCAAAGUGGAGAUUAUCAACAAGAAUGUCACUGAGAAGCAGAAGGCCUGUGAGAUGGACCUGGCCAAGGCCGAGCCCGCACUGCUGGCCGCUCAAGAGGCCCUGGACACCCUGAACAAGAACAAUCUGACUGAGCUGAAGUCCUUUGGGUCCCCACCUGAUGCUGUGGUCAAUGUCACGGCCGCCGUCAUCAUCCUGACGGCCCCGGGGGGCAAGAUCCCCAAGGACAAGAGCUGGAAGGCGGCCAAAAUCAUGAUGGGCAAAGUGGACGCCUUCCUGGACUCGCUGAAGAAGUUCGACAAGGAGCACAUCCCGGAGGCCUGCCUGAAGGCCUUCAAGCCCUACCAAGGCAACCCCACGUUCGACCCUGAGUUCAUCCGCUCCAAGUCCACGGCAGCCGCCGGCCUGUGCUCCUGGUGCAUCAACAUCGUGCGUUUCUACGAGGUUUACUGUGACGUAGCACCCAAAAGGCAGGCCCUGGAGGAGGCGAACGCGGAACUGGCCGAGGCGCAGGAGAAGCUGACCCGCAUCAAGAACAAGAUCGCCGAACUCAAUGCCAACCUCAACAACCUGACGUCAGAAUUUGAGAAAGCCACGGCUGAGAAGAUCAAAUGCCAGCAAGAAGCCGAUGCCACUAACCGCGUCAUCUCGCUGGCUAACAGGCUGGUCGGAGGGCUGGCGUCGGAGAACGUGCGUUGGGCCGAGUCGGUGGAGAACUUCAAGAGCCAGGGUGUCACACUGUGUGGGGACGUGCUGCUCAUCUCUGCCUUCGUCUCCUACGUGGGCUACUUCACCAAGAAGUACCGCAACGAACUCAUGGACAAGUUCUGGAUUCCCUACAUCGACCACCUGGAGGUGCCCAUCCCCAUCACAAAGGGCCUGGACCCCCUCACCCUGCUGACCGACGACGCCGACGUGGCCUCGUGGAACAAUCAGGGCCUCCCCAGUGACCGCAUGUCCACGGAGAACGCCACGAUCCUGUGCAACACGGAGCGCUGGCCGCUCAUCGUGGACGCCCAGCUGCAGGGGAUCAAGUGGAUCAAGAACAAAUACGGCCUAGACCUCAAGUCCAUCCGCCUGGGACAGAAGAACUACCUGGACAUCAUCGAGCAGGCUAUCUCCUCAGGGGACACCUUACUCAUCGAGAACAUCGGGGAGACCGUGGAACCCGUGCUGGACCCUCUGCUGGGCAGGAACACCAUCAAAAAGGGAAAGUUCAUCAAGAUUGGGGACAAGGAGGUGGAGUAUCACCCCAAUUUCCGCCUGAUCCUGCACACCAAGUAUUUCAACCCGCACUACAAGCCCGAGAUGCAGGCUCAGUGCACCCUCAUCAACUUCCUCGUCACCAGGGACGGGCUGGAGGACCAGCUCCUGGCUGCCGUGGUGGCCAAAGAGCGCCCCGACCUGGAGCAGCUGAAGGCCAACCUGACCAAGUCUCAGAACGAGUUCAAGAUCGUCCUCAAGGAACUGGAGGACUCGCUGCUGGCCCGGCUGUCGGCCGCAUCGGGCAACUUCCUGGGAGACACGGCGCUGGUGGAGAAUCUGGAGAUCACCAAGCACACGGCCAGGGAGAUCGAGGAGAAGGUACAAGAGGCAAAAAUCACAGAAUUGAAAAUCAACGAGGCUCGAGAGAACUACCGGCCGGCAGCUGAGCGGGCGUCCCUGCUCUACUUCAUUCUCAAUGAUCUCAACAAGAUCAACCCUAUCUACCAGUUCUCGCUCAAGGCCUUCAACGUGGUGUUCGAGAAGGCCAUCCAGAGGACCCCCGCCUCAGAUGACGUUCGGCAGCGCGUGGCGAGCCUCACGGACGAAAUUACCUACUCCGUCUUCAUGUACACGGCGCGUGGCCUCUUUGAGCGCGACAAGCUCAUCUUCCUGGCUCAGGUGACGUUCCAGGUCUUGUCCAUGAAGAAGGAGCUGAACCCCGUGGAGCUGGAUUUUUUGCUGCGCUUCCCAUUCAAGGCUGGGGUGCAGUCCCCUGUGGACUUCCUGCAGCACCAGGGCUGGGGCGGCAUCAAGGCCCUGGCGGAGAUGGACGAGUUCAAGAACCUGGACAGCGACAUCGAGGGUUCGGCUAAGCGGUGGAAGAAGCUGGUGGAGUCGGAGGCACCGGAGAAGGAGAUCUUCCCCAAGGAGUGGAAGAACAAGACGGCGCUGCAGAAGCUCUGCAUGGUGCGCUGCAUGAGGCCGGACCGCAUGACCUACGCUGUCAAGAACUUCGUGGAGGAGAAGAUGGGCAGCAAGUUCGUGGAGGGCCGCAGCGUGGAGUUCUCCAAGUCCUUCGAGGAGAGCAGCCCGUCCACCCCCAUCUUCUUCAUCCUCUCCCCGGGCGUGGACCCCCUCAAGGACGUGGAGGCGCUGGGGAAGAAGCUGGGCUUCACCAUCGACAACGGGAAGCUGCACAACGUGUCUCUGGGCCAGGGCCAGGAGGUGGUGGCCGAGAACGCCCUGGACGUGGCGGCCGAGCAAGGCCACUGGGUCAUCCUGCAGAACAUCCAUCUGGUGGCACGCUGGCUCAGCACCCUGGACAAGAAGGUGGAGCGCUACAGCACCGGCAGCCACCAGGACUACCGCGUGUUCAUCAGCGCGGAGCCGGCGCCCAGCCCUGAGUCCCACAUCAUCCCUCAGGGCAUCCUGGAGAACGCCAUCAAGAUCACCAACGAGCCGCCCACGGGCAUGUAUGCCAACCUGCACAAGGCGCUGGACCUCUUCACGCAGGACACCCUGGAGAUGUGCUCUAAGGAGCUGGAGUUCAAGUGCAUCCUCUUCGCCUUGUGCUACUUCCAUGCCGUGGUGGCCGAGAGACGCAAGUUCGGGGCACAGGGCUGGAACAGGUCGUACCCCUUCAACAACGGAGACCUCACCAUCUCCAUCAACGUGCUUUACAACUACCUGGAGGCCAACCCCAAGGUGCCCUGGGAUGACCUCCGCUACUUGUUCGGGGAGAUCAUGUACGGGGGUCACAUCACAGACGACUGGGAUCGGCGCCUCUGCAGGACCUACCUGCUGGAGUUCGUGCGGCCUGAGAUGCUGGAGGGCGAGGUCAUGCUGGCGCCCGGCUUCCACAUCCCCCCAAACCUGGACUAUAAGGGCUACCAUGAGUAUGUCGACGAGAGCCUGCCUCCCGAGAGCCCCUAUCUGUACGGCCUGCACCCCAACGCUGAGAUCGGCUUCCUGACGGUCACCUCAGACAAGCUCUUCCGCACAGUCCUGGAGAUGCAGCCCAAAGAAAGUGACGCAGGCGGGGGCACAGGGGUGUCCCGGGAGGAGAAGGUGAAGGCCGUGUUGGAUGAAAUCCUGGACAAGAUCCCAGAGACGUUCAACAUGGCUGAGAUCAUGGCCAAGGCGGCCGAAAAGACACCCUACGUGGUGGUGGCCUUCCAGGAGUGUGAGCGCAUGAAUGCCCUCACCAGUGAGCUGCGGCGCUCACUCAAAGAGCUCAGCCUGGGGCUCAAGGGGGAGCUGACCAUCACCACGGACAUGGAGGACCUAUCCACAGCACUCUUUUAUGACACGGUACCUGAAACCUGGAUGGCCCGGGCCUACCCAUCCAUGAUGGGCCUGGCGGCCUGGUACGCUGACCUCCUGCUCCGUGUGAGGGAGCUGGAGGCCUGGACCACGGACUUCGUUCUGCCGACAGCCGUGUGGCUAGCGGGCUUCUUCAACCCACAGUCAUUCCUCACGGCCAUCAUGCAGUCGAUGGCCCGCAAGAACGAGUGGCCGCUGGACAAGAUGUGCCUGUCUGUGGAGGUCACCAAGAAGAACCGGGAGGACAUGACGGCACCGCCCCGGGAGGGCUCCUACGUCUACGGCCUCUUCAUGGAAGGCGCUCGCUGGGACGUGCAGAGCGGCGUGAUCGCGGAGGCACGACUGAAGGAGCUGACGCCUGCCGUGCCGGUCAUCUUCAUCCGGGCCAUCCCUGUGGACCGCAUGGACACCAAAAACAUCUACGAGUGCCCCGUGUACAAGACACGCCUCCGCGGUCCCACCUAUGUCUGGACCUUCAACCUCAAGACCAAAGAGAAGGCGGCCAAGUGGGUCCUGGCAGGGGUAGCGCUGUUGCUGCAAGUAUAGGGCUGAGACCCAACCCCUGGAGG
Messenger RNA from Suncus etruscus (white-toothed pygmy shrew), 13430 nucleotides. It is a transcript of the gene DNAH17, whose product is annotated as dynein axonemal heavy chain 17. The transcript is spliced from 80 exons. Lineage: Eukaryota; Metazoa; Chordata; Mammalia; Eulipotyphla; Soricidae. The record is from RefSeq and is a predicted model, not a curated record. Gene Ontology annotation, cellular component: dynein complex. Gene Ontology annotation, biological process: microtubule-based movement. Gene Ontology annotation, molecular function: dynein light intermediate chain binding; minus-end-directed microtubule motor activity; dynein intermediate chain binding. The coding region runs from base 1 to 13407 and encodes 4468 amino acids.